AUGUCUAUUGAGAAUUCUUUUGGAAGCUCCCCUACAGAGACUUCGGCUAUCAAAUUUACAGGAAAGAAUUAUGCGGCCUGGGAAUUUCAAUUCGGAAUGUUUCUGAAAGGGAAGGAGCUUUGUGGUCACAUUGAUGGGACUUCUCCUGCUCCCAAAAAUGAGAAAGAACUUGGUCAAUGGGAGCUAGGGAGAUGUGGGGUUUUCUGCAAUGCAUAUAUCAUCAAAAUAAUACUGCACGACGAUUUCAGCUUGAACAUGAGAUUAGUACCUUCAGUCAAGGUACCUAAGGAGGUUACUCGGGGUGGAUUGCUGAAUAGAAAUCCGGUUCCUUCUUUGGAUGUUUGUCUUGGUGAAUUAUUACGGGAAGAACAGCGAUUGGCUACACAAUCUGUUCUAAGUGCAUCUGGAGGGACAUCAGAAGUUGUCAAUGUUGCUUAUGCUGCACAAGGGAGGAAUAAAGGAAAGGGAUCAAUGCAGUGCUACAGCUGCAAGGAGCUUGGACAUAUUGCUCGCAACUGUGGUAAGAAAUUUUGUAAUUUCUGUAAACAGAAUGGACAUAUUAUCAAGGACUGUCCUACACGACCAGAAAACAGGCGAGCUCAAGCUUUUCACGUUGCAGUUCCAGAUCCUACUGUUAUUGGUCCUACACUUACAACCACAAGCACCAAUCAGGCUGUUAUUACUCCAGAAAUGGUCCAACAGAUGAUUCUCACAGCAUUUUCUGCCCUUGGGCUUCAGGGCCAAGGAUCAGAUGUCGGGGAAGGUGAUCGCAAGGGGGCCUAAAGUGGGAAGAUUAUUUCCGUUGCAAUUUGCUAUUCCUAAACCUUUAUCUUUAGCUUCUAUGAUUGUUGAAAAUAAGGCUGACGUUUGGCAUAGGCGAUUAGGUCAUCCAAAUAAUGUGAUAUUAUCUAAUUUGAUGAAGCGUGGUCUUCUUGAACAAAAAGAUCAGUGUUCUACUCAUGCAUUGUCUCUUGAUUGUUCUGCUUGUAAGUUA
This is a messenger RNA of Coffea eugenioides, 994 nucleotides long. RefSeq lists its product as uncharacterized. The transcript is spliced from 4 exons. Bases 1 to 783 code for a protein of 260 amino acids. NCBI's taxonomy places the organism in Eukaryota, Viridiplantae, Streptophyta, Magnoliopsida, Gentianales, Rubiaceae. The record is from RefSeq and is a predicted model, not a curated record. Gene Ontology annotation, molecular function: zinc ion binding; nucleic acid binding.